Bubalus bubalis (water buffalo) is the source of this 1288-nucleotide messenger RNA. RefSeq names its product transcription factor 21 (gene TCF21). Lineage: Eukaryota; Metazoa; Chordata; Mammalia; Artiodactyla; Bovidae. Gene Ontology annotation, biological process: developmental process; regulation of transcription by RNA polymerase II. The coding region runs from base 289 to 828 and encodes 179 amino acids. The record is from RefSeq and is a predicted model, not a curated record. The transcript is spliced from 2 exons. Gene Ontology annotation, molecular function: RNA polymerase II transcription regulatory region sequence-specific DNA binding; protein dimerization activity; DNA-binding transcription factor activity, RNA polymerase II-specific.
GUCCACCGAAUUCCUCCGCGCUCUCUCAGAAUCCUCUCCGGCCACGACUCCGGGGGUGGGGAAACAGCGCGUCGGUUUCCUGCCCGCAGAAGCCCUCGCGGCUUCUCCUCCCGACUCUGCGAAGAGGAAAAGGGUGUGAGACCCAACCAGACCCCCACCUCCCGGCUCCCCAUCCCGAGGUGGCCGCCUCAUACUCCACAUUCGGGGGCUCAUUGGUUUCGAAGUCUCUCUCUCCUCUUCCCUCUCUCCUCUCUCCCUUCCCUCUCUCUUUCAUCCUCUCCCCCAAACAUGUCCACCGGCUCUCUGAGCGAUGUGGAGGAUCUUCAAGAGGUGGAGAUGCUGGACUGCGACGGGCUGAAAAUGGACUCGAAUAAGGAGUUUGUGACUUCCAACGAGAGCACCGAGGAGAGCUCCAACUGCGAGGCCGGGUCGCCCCAGAAGGGCCGCGGCGGCCUGGGCAAGAGGAGGAAGGCACCCACCAAGAAGAGCCCCUUGAGCGGUGUCAGCCAGGAGGGGAAACAGGUUCAACGCAACGCGGCCAACGCGCGCGAGCGAGCCCGGAUGCGGGUGCUGAGCAAGGCCUUCUCCAGGCUCAAGACCACCCUGCCCUGGGUGCCCCCGGACACCAAACUCUCCAAGCUGGACACGCUCAGGCUGGCGUCCAGCUACAUCGCCCACUUGAGGCAGAUCCUGGCCAACGACAAGUACGAGAACGGUUAUAUUCACCCGGUCAACCUGACGUGGCCCUUUAUGGUGGCCGGGAAACCCGAGAGUGACCUGAAAGAAGUGGUGACCGCCAGCCGCUUAUGUGGAACCACGGCGUCCUGACCUUGGAGGUGCGAGUCUGGGAAAGGCGCGCUCCCGAGGGGAGCUGGCCCCGGGGAAGGCGACCCUUGCCCUCCCCGCUCUCUGUCUCUGCUUCCCCCUCGCAGCUCUCCUCUCCCUGUCCCACCCCGCGAGAACACUUUACAGCGACGAGGAGAUUCGUUUCCAAACCAGAGAAACAUCAACUGUACUUACAACGAUUCCCAUCUAUUUAACUUUAUUAACUUCUACCGUGAAUGACUCUGCGAGCCUUGCUGGUCCAAGUGCAAUAUGUAAUUAUAAAUAUAUAAAUAGAUAAUAAGAGCCUAUCAAUGUGUAUCUUUUGUACAAUAUGUUGUAAAAUGUAGAUCAUAGAAUAGCUGACUUUGACAGUCACAUUUAUAAAGUAAUUCACUUAAAGAUAUAUUUUUUUCAAACAAGUUUUGCUACUUUCAAAAAUAAAUCUUUCUUUAUAUUGCUAAAA